UAAAACUUUAAAAUUUAAAAGUGAAAAUUGUAGUGGAGGUAAGUAGUCGAAAGAUAGAAUAACUGUCAUGGUAGCAGCUAAUAUGAGUGGCACAGAGAAAAAGAAAUUGCUCAUUAUUGGAAAGUCACAAAAACCAAGAUGUUUUAGAAGUGUCAAAUCAUUACCUGUCGAUUAUGCUAACAAUCGUAAAGCUUGGAUGACGUCAGAACUUUUUGAAAAAUGGCUUCGUGAUUGGGAUCGUGAUUUGGUGAAGAAGAAGAAGAAAAAUAUUCUAUUGCUGGUUGAUAAUUGCCCGACGCAUCCAAAUGUUACUGAUGUAUAGUCUAUAACACUUUCUUUCCUUCCGCCGAAUACAACAUCAAUACUGCAGCCAAUGAAUCAGAGAAUAAUACGAUCACUCAAAACGAAUUUUAGGAAGAACCUUGUGCUCAAAUUGAUUAACUGUCUUGAUGCUAAUGAAAACAACUCUUCUACAAAAAUAACGGUGCUGGAUGCAAUUCUGAUGGUUAAUGAUGCCUGGAAUAAAAUGUUACAAAGUAUCAUUCGUAGCUGUUUCAAACAUGGUGGAUUCACGAUAGCGUUCUACUCACAUCCGAAGAACCCACCAAUGAAAAUAUCGUACAGAACAUUAGUGCUAAGAAACAACUCGAAAGUGAUGGGGAAGAAGAAGUCGAAGAGGCAUUAAAAGCUGCAGAAUUAUUAUCAUGAUUUGUUCACAGCAAUAUUGAAAAUGAUACUUUGACCAUAGCUAUGUCUUCUACACACAAUAGUAUUAGAGACUGUUUUUAC
Messenger RNA from Zeugodacus cucurbitae (melon fly), 789 nucleotides. RefSeq names its product tigger transposable element-derived protein 4-like. The record is from RefSeq and is a predicted model, not a curated record. Bases 68 to 322 code for a protein of 84 amino acids. The transcript has a single exon. Gene Ontology annotation, cellular component: nucleus. NCBI's taxonomy places the organism in Eukaryota, Metazoa, Arthropoda, Insecta, Diptera, Tephritidae. Gene Ontology annotation, molecular function: DNA binding.